This is a messenger RNA of Pyrus x bretschneideri (Chinese white pear), 1530 nucleotides long. RefSeq names its product 3-methyl-2-oxobutanoate hydroxymethyltransferase 2, mitochondrial-like. NCBI's taxonomy places the organism in Eukaryota, Viridiplantae, Streptophyta, Magnoliopsida, Rosales, Rosaceae. Gene Ontology annotation, cellular component: mitochondrion. Gene Ontology annotation, molecular function: 3-methyl-2-oxobutanoate hydroxymethyltransferase activity; magnesium ion binding. Gene Ontology annotation, biological process: pantothenate biosynthetic process. The record is from RefSeq and is a predicted model, not a curated record.
UUCCCUUCUCUCACUCAUUCCACUCCCACUUAACUUCCAGCUGCCUCAGUUUUGGGUGGCGCAGCCGAAACAAACCCCCCAAUUUCUCUCUCUCUCUCUCUCUCUCUCUCUCUCAAAAUAUGGCACUGUUAGCAGCCGCCGUCAAGCGAGCCACAUCGAUGUCGCGAGCCUUCUCUCCAAUCCUCCGUUGCAUGAGCAACGUGCCGGAAAACACCGUAUACGGUGGGCCAAAGCCCCAAACCGACCAGAGAGUCACGGUGACCCACUUGAAGCAGAAGCACAAGAAGGGCGAGCCGAUCACCAUGGUCACCGCCUACGAUUACCCUUCUGCGGUGCACUUGGAUUCCGCCGGCAUAGACAUUUGCUUGGUCGGCGAUUCGGCGGCGAUGGUGGUUCAUGGCUACGACACCACUCUGCCCAUCACGCUUGACGAAAUGCUUGUUCACUGCCGAGCUGUGGCGCGUGGCGCCAAGAGGCCGCUUUUGGUUGGGGACUUGCCGUUUGGGUUCUAUGAGUCUAGCUCCAAUCAGGCUGUCGAUACGGCGGUGAGGGUUUUAAAGGAGGGAGGAAUGGAUGCGAUUAAGUUGGAAGGAGGGGCACCUUCGAGGAUUACUGCGGCAAAAUCCAUCGUUGAAGCUGGAAUUGCCGUGAUGGGGCAUGUGGGACUUACUCCCCAGGCCAUUAGUGUUCUUGGGGGUUUUAGGCCCCAGGGAAGGAAUGUUGCUAGUGCUGUAAAGGUUGUGGAGACAGCCCUGGCUCUGCAAGAAGCUGGGUGUUUUUCUGUUGUUUUAGAAUGCGUACCUCCACCAGUGGCUGCUGCUGCAACGUCUGCUCUUCAGAUUCCUACCAUUGGCAUUGGUGCAGGGCCUUUCUGUAGUGGGCAGGUGCUAGUUUACCAUGAUCUUCUUGGAAUGAUGCAACAUCCACAUCAUGCCAAGGUUACCCCGAAAUUCUGCAAGCAGUUUGCACAUGUUGGAGAAGUCAUCAACAAAGCUCUAGUAGAAUACAAGGAAGAAGUGACUAGUGGUACGUUUCCUGGUGCUACACACAGCCCAUAUAAAAUCAGUGCUGCUGAUGUUGAUGGCUUUUCAAGUGAGUUACAAAAGUUGGGUUUCGACAAGGCGGCAUCUGCAGCAGCUGAAGCAGCUGAGAAGAUCAAUAGAGGCGAAUAACCAUGAGGCAACCCCAAAAGUGACCGGUAAGGGCCAACCUAACAUAGCAUUUAGCCAGGGCUCGUGGUAGUUGGUUAUUACCGAUUCAAUUCAAGGUUGCAUAACAAAGUAAAUAGGUAUGAAAUGAAAAUGAGCAACAUUCAUGCGGUCUCUUGGAAACUCUCAACACAACGGACUUGCCUUGUCUUUGUGACAAUAAGAGUUUGAAGGAACAUGACAAAUCUAUCUUCUGUAACAGUGAGGUAUCCGGAUUGUGCAGUUCGGUUCCCCCUUGUAAUAGAAAAGUUUGAUCCUUUUGCAUAAAGUUAUGUUCGGAAUUUCGAAGCAAAUUCACAAAUAAAGAUUUGAAGCCAUUUCG